This is a messenger RNA of Etheostoma spectabile (orangethroat darter), 544 nucleotides long. RefSeq names its product dispanin subfamily A member 2b-like. Gene Ontology annotation, cellular component: plasma membrane. The coding region runs from base 83 to 502 and encodes 139 amino acids. NCBI's taxonomy places the organism in Eukaryota, Metazoa, Chordata, Actinopteri, Perciformes, Percidae. The record is from RefSeq and is a predicted model, not a curated record. The transcript is spliced from 2 exons.
AUCAACACACCCUUUUGACAGUUGAGUUGUUGCACAAACUUCAGCAGCCCGCACUCUAACUACUAGAGUUGAGCUGACAGCGAUGAAUCCUCCAUGUUACCCGGCUGAGAAUGUUCCACUACAGGGGAGGUAUGACCGUCUCCCUGAAGAAUCUGCAGUGAUUCAGCACACCACUGUGAACAUGACCCCCGAGCCCCCCAAGGACCACAUCAUCUGGUCCCUCUGCUGCUUUCUCUACUCAAACCCCUGCUGCCUCGGGCUGGCAGCGCUCAUCUUCUCUAUCAAGGCCAGAGACCGGAAGGUGGCUGGAGAUCUGGAGGGUGCCCGACACUACGGCUCCACUGCCCGCUGCCUCAACAUCUGGGCCACAGUCCUGUUUUCCAUCACUGUCCUUAUUGUAAUUAUUAUAACCAUUGUUAUAUGCACUCUGCUCUACCAGCAAACACAGGCGAUCAGAGAUCGCAUCAGAACCAGUCCAUACGAUUUCAACUACAGAGGCUAAAUUUCAAAUACAGUGGUAUUAGAGUUGCCUUUUUUUUCUAUG